UUUCGUGCCCGCAUCCCCCCCCGGCCAGGAUGUGGGGCGCGCUCUGGAGCAUCCUGCCCGUGGUGCUGGGGCUGCUGCUCGGCCACCCCGCUGCUGCCAGCGGCCCGUGCUGGGAGAGCAGCAAAUGCCAGGACCUGGCCACCGAGAACGGGGUUUUGGCGUGCGCCAAGGCGUGCCGAGCGGAGCUGUCAGCCGAGGCGCCCAUGUACCCGGGGAACGGGCACCUGCAGCCCCUCUCCGAAAGCGUCCGCAAGUACGUGAUGAGCCACUUUCGCUGGAACAAAUUCGGCCGCCGCAACAGCAGCAGCGGCCACAAGCGGGACGAGGCGGCCGGCGGCCCCCCGCCGCCCCGGCGAGCGGCCGAGGAAGAGGAGGAGGAGGAAGGAGGAGAGGAAGAAGGAGCCGGGUUGGGGAGGGAGGAAGGCAAGCGCUCGUACUCCAUGGAGCAUUUUCGCUGGGGGAAGCCGGUGGGGCGCAAGAGGAGACCCAUCAAGGUGUACCCCAACGGGGUGGACGAGGAGUCGGCCGAGAGUUACCCGCUGGAAUUUCGGCGCCAGCUGGGGGCCGAGGGGCUCCCGGGCUUCUCCGAGGAGGAUGAGGAUGAGGAGGAGGAGGAUGAAGGCGAGGAGGAGAAGAAGGACAGCGGCUCCUACCGCAUGCGCCAUUUCCGCUGGCACGCGCCGCUGAAGGACAAGCGCUACGGCGGCUUCAUGACCUCGGAGCACGGCCAGACCCCGCUGGUGACUCUGUUCAAAAACGCCAUCAUCAAAAACGCCUACAAAAAGGGGCAGUGAGCGGGGGCAGGGGCACCCCCCCCCCGUCCCCGGGGACCCCCCCUCCUUCUUCGUCCCCACCUCGCCGCGGCCCCCGCGUAGCUUUUUUAGUGCCGUCGCUCCUCGUCUCGCCGAGAACCUCGUGGAUUUUUCGCCCUCGCAAAGCCCCGCCCGAGGGAUUUGUCCUCGUCCUCCUCCCACCCCAGGUGAAGGAUUUGCCCUCGUCCUCCCACCCCAAAACCCAGCGGGGCCGGGGCGAAGGUGGCAACGCAGCCACCGGGCGCCCCCGGGGAGCGGCGGUGCCGGCGCUGGGUCCUUUCCAUCCCUUCACCGAGCUGUACAAUACUGUAAAUGAUGGAUUAAAAGGAUUCUAAAAUAAAAAAUGAUGAUGAUUAUUUUUU
Molecule: messenger RNA, 1174 nt
Organism: Anas platyrhynchos (mallard)
Lineage: Eukaryota; Metazoa; Chordata; Aves; Anseriformes; Anatidae
Source: RefSeq, a predicted model, not a curated record